ACGCCCACGGACCAAUCAAAACAAGCGACGCGUUACGAGGGGCGGGGUUACGCACACAGCUGUCGCGUAGUAGUGGUUGCCAUGGUGGACAUGUCUCUCUAGCGAUGUCGGUUUAAGCACAUCGAACUUCAAUUUUCUUUCAUUACGAGCUGAACAUCAUGGCAGAGACAGCCGAUGGCAAGAAGGACGAGGCAGACUAUAAGAGACUACACAGCUUUCCUCUCAUACGGCACACGGAUAUGCCUGAGGAGAUGCGGGUGGAGACCAUGGAGCUCUGCGUUACUGCGUGCGAGAAGUUUGCCACUAAUAAUGAGAGCGCUGCUAAAAUGAUAAAGGAGUCAAUGGAUAAGAAGUUUGGGAGCUCUUGGCAUGUGGUGAUAGGCGAGGGCUUUGGUUUCGAAAUUACACACGAAGUGAAGAAUCUGCUUUACAUGUUCUUCGGUGGAGGUUUGGCGGUGUGCGUGUGGAAGUGUUCCUAACCCAAAUGCUAAAUGACUGUCUGACAAACACUUUAUACUGAAUGUGCCACAUGUGUAUGUUUAUUUAUAUGCAGUACUGAACAGGGUGCAUCAUUUCAUAUGGUUUAUUUUGAAUGUAGCAUUUUAUGUUUUCAUCUCCAUUUUAACUGUUCUCUCAAAGCUGGCAGGCCAUCUGUGGGGUUUAUUGUCCAUUUCUGCCACUCUUUCGUCAUCUGUCUCUUUUCUGAAUGAAUUCAUGAUAAUUUCCACCCCUUUCAUUUUUUUCUGAAGGACAAAGUAUUUUUAUAUGAUAAAAUGCUAUUUUUCAAUUAAUAUGUGAAUACAUACUUUUUUUUAAAUUUCAGAUAUUUUAUAGGAGUUGUACAUUUUGCACAGCUGUAAUGGGUAUUUGUUUUUCUUAAUAACUAUUGUUAUUGUCUUGUGUAAUAAAACCUCAUUAGAAAU
Molecule: messenger RNA, 923 nt
Organism: Cyprinus carpio (common carp)
Lineage: Eukaryota; Metazoa; Chordata; Actinopteri; Cypriniformes; Cyprinidae
Product: dynein axonemal light chain 4
Biological process (GO): microtubule-based process
Cellular component (GO): dynein complex
Molecular function (GO): dynein intermediate chain binding; dynein light intermediate chain binding
Source: RefSeq, a predicted model, not a curated record